Molecule: messenger RNA, 303 nt
Organism: Cylicocyclus nassatus
Lineage: Eukaryota; Metazoa; Nematoda; Chromadorea; Rhabditida; Strongylidae
Source: the annotation of a GenBank genome assembly
AUGAUAAAAGUACGAGGAUGGCAGGUGAAUCCUUAUGAAAUCGAAGAAGCCAUCAAGGAACACUUCGCCGAUGUCAAGGACUGUGCUGUUGUUGGUGUCGAGCAUGGCGCGGAUGGUCAUCGGCCAAAAGCUUUCGUAGUUGGAGAUGUUGACAGAAACGAUGUUAUAAAUUUUGUCAAAGAGCGCUUCAUUUCCUACAAACAUCUAUGCGGAGUAGAAAUUUUGAAUGAAAUACCAAGGACACCAUCUGGGAAAAUUAUGCGAGCGAAGUUGUCCGGAUGUCUGAACCCAUUGUUAGGAUAA